CGGGUAUAAAGAGGCAGCCACUUGUUGCUUCGCUUCGGGCAUCUUGGAUUCAGAACAACAGCAGCAACAACAGCGUAGCAAAGAAACCAACGAGCCAGUGAAUACCGUGAACUCACCACACACCACACACAAAAACGUUUUCAACCGAAAAAGUACCAACGCUCAAUCAAUUCAUCAUGAAGACCACCUCCAUCCUCGCCUUUUUCCCCAUCUCGAUGGCUCUCGCGGCCCCUUCGCCUCUUUCCCAGCGCCAGACAAACGGCUGUGUGGUCCUUUCCGGAGGACCCAACGACGAGGCCAGGGCAGCCGUCGUUGAAGCGAUGAAAUCCCAUCUUCCUCUUGAUGUCGGCGGUGAUGACGGCUGGUCCGGCUCCGGCGGUCCUACUUUCUGCAUGACUUGCCAGAGCGCCAAAAUCUGGAUCCAACACGCUGGCUGGGAAGGUGCCGGCCGGAGCAUCACUGCCGAGCAGCUCGACGCCGUGAUGGAUACUUUCAACUCGGGAGGCAGGGAGUGCGGGAACUCAGUCGAUGGGAGCGGCGGAUAUCUUUCUGUCCUGUAUGGCAACGACUACGACUACUCCGGCACUUGCGACUUUGAGUGGACUUGCUGAGCGCUUGCGAGCAGCCUAUAGUCCGUGACUCGAGUCUCCAUUUAUGGGGACCAGAUUCGGUACUAGCUGAAGCCAAGGCUUUUGAUAUUGGAUAUUCGUGUAUACUUA
Messenger RNA from Microdochium trichocladiopsis, 719 nucleotides. RefSeq lists its product as uncharacterized. Lineage: Eukaryota; Fungi; Ascomycota; Sordariomycetes; Xylariales; Microdochiaceae. Bases 177 to 611 code for a protein of 144 amino acids. The record is from RefSeq and is a predicted model, not a curated record. The transcript has 2 exons.